UCCUGCGUAAACAAUCGGGGGCACCUGCCGGAAGUCGGUCAAUUUAACUUGGAUACACGACGCUUUUGCAACUUCAUUGGCAUGGUAUUUGAACCAAACGAUUUCGACAUAAAUUCUGAGUUUUAUUAAUUCGCAUUGAAAAAGUUAAAUAAUUAUGAAGUGAAAAGCAUUCACUCACCGUGUUGUCAUCGAGUGUAAGAGUCGGAAACGUGGAGUAGAACCUGGAACACUCAGUAGAUCGUCGUUAUAUCUGGUAAUAGUAUAUAUAGCCUAUAUAUACAUGUAAAUGGUGUGAUAUCAUGCUAACUGCGUGACAGACGUAGCGGUAAUUAAGUAACACGCCGCGUUGACUUUCUCGAGUGAAAGUGGAGGCAGUGGGGCAGUAAAGCAACAGAAGUCUCGGUACUCCAUUAAUUAUGCAGGAGGCAAGAAAUUAACUUAGUGAGGGUAUCGAGGGACAGAACUGUACAGACUUCUUUAUGUGCCGAGGAGUUAAAGCUUAUCACGUUCCAAGUAUCAUUAUAAUCUGACUAUUUUUUUCUUUAUCCCGUCAUAUCAAUGUGUCGUGUAGAGUUUAUGAAGAGAAAAUACCUCACGUUCAUUCUGUUGAUGUGAUUAUCGUAUAUAAAUCCCAGAGAGCCCCAUGCAAUAAAACUAUAAAGAUAUCGCCAACACGUUACAAAGGGCCUGUCUGACUUGCUAAAUGCCAGUCCAAUGGAGAGUGGUCUGUUGGUCAGAACUAUGGACUAUUUUGAGGAUGACCUGUACGACAUCCUUGUUAAGGGUAAGCGGGAGCCCCUCAAGGAGUUUCUAGACAAGGGGUUGGAUGUGAACCAUGCAUUCCGCAGUACUGACCGUCCCGACCGUCUUGGUAAAACCCUUAUAGAGGUAGCGGUCCAGGAAGAGCAGAAGGAUAUUGUUGAGGAGCUGGUCAGUAAGAAAGCAAAUGUCAAUCUGAAAUACAUUGUGGAUGUUAACAACUAUGCUUAUACAUUGAGGGAAUACAAAAAGAAAGACUGUUUAAAGCUAACUGUCAUAUAUGCUUGUAUUGUCAAAACCAAAGUAGAGAUGAUCAAAUUACUGGUUCAGGCUGGAUACAAUGUAAAUAACCAUGAUGACCGUGGCUGUACCUGUCUCUGGCAUGCUGUGGAUUUAAACAACUAUGAAAUGACUAAGGCCAUUCUUUUAGCCAAAGAAUGUGAUGUGAAUGUGAUGGACACUGCUCUUCUUCGCCCGCUUCAUAUAGCAGCUAUGCAUGGUAACCACAAAAUCAUGUCACUGUUGAUACGAAGAGGUGCUCGUAUUGAUGCUGUCCAACUGAGAGGAUGGACAGCAUUAAAUCUGUCCUGUCGAACUGGAUGUGUAGCCACAACGAGAAUGUUGCUAUUGAAUGGUGCCGAUCCAAAUCAUAUUGCUUAUAAUGAACAUACACCACUUUCUAUGGCUCUACAAUAUUGUGAGGACCGUCAAAUCCCAGAGCUACUUCUUGAAGCCGGAGCAGAGGUCACCAUGUCUUUGAUGAAAAAGUGUAAAGAGGAUAAAAUGGCCAACUUGCUACUGAAUCCUGACCUCUUCUAUCUGAUGAAGUUUUUGUCAGAGACACCAAGAAGUCUAAGGACGCUGAGCUGUCUACGGAUCAGAAAGUCUUUGCUCCAGUCCUCGUCGGAUCUCCACAUCAUACAAAAGGUGGAGAGCCUACCCCUUCCAAAGUUAAUCAAGGAGUACUUACUAAUGGCCCACUUGUAACAAUUCUGUAGGGAUAUGAUAGUCUGUCUAUAAUAACCUUCUAGGGGAUAAAAACUGGAAGGCAUUCUGGAUAUCUCAGCUGGAAAAAUCAUGCAAAACUGUACUGUGAUGUAAUCAUCCCUUACCAUGUAUUGUACAUGUACUAUGAUGUAACAAUCCCUUACCAUGUAUAGUACAUAUACUGUGAUGUAACCAUCCCUUGCGGCUGCCUGUAUAUAGUACAUGUACUGUGAUGUAGCCAUCCCUUACCUGUAUAUAGUACAUGUACUGUGAUGUCAGGAACUAUCCCUUACUGUGUAUAGUACAUUUACUGUGAUGUAACCAUCCCUUACCGUGUAUAGUACAUGUACUGUGAUGUUACCAUCCCUUACCUGUAUAUAGUACAUGUACUGUGAUGUAACCAUCCCUUACCUGUAUAUAGUACAUGUACUGUGAUGUAAUCAUCCCUUACCAUGUAUAGUACAUGUACUGUGAUGUUACCAUCCCUUACCUGUAUAUAGUACAUGUACUGUGAUGUAACCAUCCCUUACCUGUAUAUAGUACAUGUACUGUGAUGUAACCAUCCCUUACCUGUAUAUAGUAUAUGUACUGUGAUGUAACCAUCCCUUACCUGUAUAUAGUACAUGUACUGUGAUGUAACCAUCCCUUACCUGUAUAUAGUACAUGUACUGUGAUGUAACCAUCCAUUACCUGUAUAUAGUACAUGUACUGUGAUGUAACCAUCCCUUACCAUGUAUAGUACAUGUACUGUGAUGUAAUCAUCCCUUACCUGUAUAUAGUACAUGUACUGUGAUGUAACCAUCCCUUACCAUGUAUAGUACAUGUACUGUGAUGUAAUCAUCCAUUACCUGUAUAUAGUACAUGUACUGUGAUGUAACCAUCCCUUACCUGUAUAUAGUACAUGUACUGUGAUGUAACCAUCCCUUACCAUGUAUAGUACAUGUACUGUGAUGUAAUCAUCCAUUACCUGUAUAUAGUACAUGUACUGUGAUGUAAUCAUCCCUUACCUGUAUAUAGUACAUGUACUGUGAUGUAACCAUCCCUUACCAUGUAUAGUACAUGUACUGUGAUGUAAUCAUCCAUUACCUGUAUAUAGUACAUGUACUGUGAUGUAACCAUCCCUUACCUGUAUAUAGUACAUGUACUGUGAUGUAACCAUCCCUUACCUGUAUAUAGUACAUGUACUGUGAUGUAACCAUCCCUUACCUGUAUAUAGUACAUGUACUGUGAUGUAACCAUCCCUUACCUGUAUAGAGUACAUGUACUGUGAUGUAACCAUCCCUUACCUGUAUAUUGUACAUGUACUUUGAUGUAAUCAUCCCUUACCUGUAUAUAGUACAUGUACUUACCCACCUUUACCAAUUGCAGCUGUUGAUUGAUCUGUACAAUCAGGUGUUUACUGUCUAGGGUGUUGGAAUGUAUCUGGGUGUGAGACAGUGUGUACUAUAUCUACCUGUGUGUUUAUGAUGAGAGUAAGAGUACAGAAAACCUUGGCGUUGGUAUAUUGUGUGAUUAAACAAAUCAAAAUUGUAUUUACCUGCUAAUUAUUUGAUAUCAUUUUGAGGACUGAAAUACUCAAUAUAUGUAAGAUAAUAUCUUUUUUAAUAUUUUCUGUCAGUAAUUAUUUGAAACGAUAGAGAAAACUCUAAUGACCGUCUAUCUAAGAACCGUAAUAUCUUACUAAUACAUGUAAGUAUAAAUGAAUAGGUAAUGAAGGCAUAAUGAUACAAUAGAAAGAAAACCUUUGUCCUUGAAUAUCUGGAAUACAACAUCCUUUGCUACCAUCAUAGUAUGUGUGAAAGUUAUUAGAAUCUCAAUGUACAAAUAAAAUGUUAUUUUUGAAACAUU
Molecule: messenger RNA, 3594 nt
Organism: Pecten maximus
Lineage: Eukaryota; Metazoa; Mollusca; Bivalvia; Pectinida; Pectinidae
Product: ankyrin repeat, PH and SEC7 domain containing protein secG-like
Exons: 2
Coding region: 715-1746 (343 amino acids)
Biological process (GO): intracellular signal transduction
Molecular function (GO): protein binding
Source: RefSeq, a predicted model, not a curated record